Calliphora vicina (urban bluebottle blowfly) is the source of this 917-nucleotide messenger RNA. RefSeq lists its product as uncharacterized. NCBI's taxonomy places the organism in Eukaryota, Metazoa, Arthropoda, Insecta, Diptera, Calliphoridae. The record is from RefSeq and is a predicted model, not a curated record. Bases 42 to 887 code for a protein of 281 amino acids. The transcript has 3 exons.
AGUGAAGACAAAGGAAACUUUGUUUAAACAAAAUAAUAAUAAUGAAAUUAUUAGUGGUUUUUGUGGCUUUAUUGGCCUGUGUGGCGGCCUAUGAAGUGGAAUUGUUGACCGAAAAGCAGUGGGAGGAAUUUAUGGAGGAUGAAACCGUUACCCCUGAAACCAGAGGUUUGAUUUUGAACUCUCAGGCCAAAAAAGCCGUUAAAAAUGCCUUAAAACAAAUGCCCUGCGGUUGGCCCGAAUAUGGUAUUCCCCCAUUGGCUCCCUAUACCAAUCCCGAUUUGGAAGUUCAUUUAGCCAAAUCGGUAGUAGAUGCUCUGAUCCAAAUGAUACGUUUCCGUUUCGAUGGUUUGGAAAGCAUGGAAAUCAAGAAAUUGAAAGUCUCCUACACUUUCAACAAGAAAGUUAAAUUCCAUUUCAAUUUCCCCAUUUUAAAGGCCACCGCUUCUAUGAUGAACACCGACACCUUCCUGGACACCAUGAAACAAUUGGGCUUGACAGUGCGUUAUGAGGGCAGUGGUCCUUUGGAAUUCUCUUUGCAAAAUCUAUCCAUUGAAGGUCAAUUCAAAUAUAAAAUGCCCUUCAUUUUCGGUUCCGUUAAGAUCUACAAAUUCCAGGCUGUCGUUACUUUGGGCUCGGUGACUUCCAAUAUUGGUGGUGUUUUGGGCAAUGGCAAGCUGAAUGCUUUGGUUAAUGAUCAAAUUGAGGAUUUAGUACCGGCUUUCAUUAAUGGCCAUCAGGCUGAGAUUAGUGCCAUGAUUGAGGAGAACUUUGUGCCGCGUGUUAAUGCCAAGCUGAAGGGUAAGAAGAUUUGGAGUAUGUUGGGCAUGUUGGCUAAUUCGAAUAGUAAAUGUGAUGCUCCUCCGGCUCCUUGGUUGGCUGAGAACUGAAAUGUUUUGUUAAUGAAAUUAUGAAAUAAA